CGUGCGUUCACACGCGGAUUUACGGACGUCCUCAACACGAUUCUGUAGCACGGGAACGGACCAAAACCGCUUCUAUCAGACCACCCGGACCCGCGGCGAAAACGAUGCCAAAGUAGUCCAGAUCCUGCGUAAGAUGUUGAGACUUUCCCACAGUCAAUAAUAGAGUUUUUUUUUUUUAAAGGUGUGAAGUUUUGGUUCCGGAGGAUCUUUACGCACGGUGGACUUGGAUUUAUUGGAAGGAAAAAGACAGAAGCAGACUUUUGGGGUAUAGGAUGUAGGUCUGCGGGGGAUUUUGCAUCUGAAGAAUGAGUUAGUAAAACAGCCCCGCUUACUUUUUGUGCGCUGAGGACGCAUGAGGCCAUUGGUUGAAGACACCAUGACGGACUGUGGGGACGUUCUACGUGGGAGGGAGCACACUUUUCUUUCUGCGUUAUGUAAUGACUGACAGUGCCCGAAAAUUGGAGGUAGACCGCAACCGACAUCGCUCCCCCCGCCGCCCCCUUCUCUCCCCCCCCAACACCCCCACCUUCCCCCCUUUCUAUGUCAUUGUGUUUAAGUGUGAUCCAAAAACUGAUACCCUCCAGAAAUGUAUCAAAGGUCAACGUAUUCGUUCCCCACCGAAACAGCUCGAUAGAAGAUUUGUGAAAUCUCAAAGAUUCAUCACGAUGUCUCGAAUUGUGACACGUUCAGACAAAAUGAUGCCCACACCAGCAAAUCACACAGUCAGCUGUGUUCUUAUUACCUUCUCGGGCUUUAAGUCAUUUGUGAUCUUCUUGAAUGGUUGCUAAGAUGCUGAGCAGCUCGUUUUUGCCCUAACAUUUGGGGACAUGUAGUCGUUCUCUAACUCUAAUCUUCUCUAUAGCUUUCUGAUCAUCUGAAGUCCAUAGUUAAUCUUCAGCAGAGCCUUUGUUAGUCCUAUCCUCCCCCCCACUCAUCAGGGCUGGUGGGGGGGGUGGAUCUUGGCCCCUCGGGGUCAUAAUCGUGGUGGUCUCUGCUGGUGGCAGGCCUCCCACAAUGGAGACCAGCCCAGAAAGCCCAAACCGGGCGGUGGAGUACCUCCUUGAGCUCAACAACAUCAUCGAAAGUCAGGCCAAGCUCCUGGAGACGCAGCGCCGGCGCAUCGAGGAGCUGGAGGGCCAGCUGGAUCGGGUGAACCAGGAGAAUCAGGACCUGAGGCAGGAACGCAGUCCGCGGACUGCUGGUUCAGACACUCCAGUGCAGAAUCACAACCACAGCCACGGCGGCGAUGGCAGCGGGAAUGGAAGCACCCCGGCGGCUCAGGCGGGAGCCGCUCCAGCUCCAGGGCCCAGCAGGGAGAGGAGGACCCACACCAGGCUGACCCGAGGUCUCUCCUGCGGCUCCUCUACCACCGAGCGAGACCGGCUGGAACGCACCGACAGCACAGACACCAAUGCCAGUUCCACCAUACGGCGGAAUGUCCGGCUGCCGUCUGUCUCAGGGCAGCCCGUCUCGGCUCCCAGCACUCCCACUGCAACGGGCAGCGCUGCCUUUGCUACUCUUUUCUCCACCAGUCUGUCUAUUCACAGCUUCGUCAGUCUCCAUCAGUACUGCUGCCCCUCUACUGACCAAAGCUCACAGCAGGAGGACAGUGUGGAAGGCGAGUCUCAGUGUCCAGACACCAGCACCCACAAAGACGGCUCAUUUAUCCAGAAUCCUUUCCUGCGUAGCUCAGAGCGUUACGGCGACAGUGGCAACACACCCUCUGGUAUCAGAGGCCCUUCAUGUGUUGCUGCCUCCAGUUCCGCCAGCUUGGCCUGGGCAUUACGCACACGCCACCAGCCUGCCAGCGUAGCCCUCCGCAAGCAAGAGGAAGAGGAAAACAAGAGAUGCAAGGCCCUUUCUGACAGCUAUGAACUUUCAACUGAUCUGCAAGACAAAAAGGUGGAAAUGCUGGAGAGAAAAUACGGUGGCUCUUUUGUAAGUCGCAGAGCAGCAAGGACCAUUCAGACUGCCUUCAGGCAGUACCGUAUGAACAAGAACUUCGAGCGCCUCCGAAGCUCUGCUUCCGAAAGCCGCAUGACACGCCGCAUCAUUUUGUCCAACAUGAGACUGCAGUAUUCGUUUGAUGAGCGACAACCUCAGCAGCAGGCUCAGACGCAAACUAACUUCACCCACAGCGUGGCCAUAGGGCCUCCUCAUUCCUCAGACACAGAUCGCCCAGAAGACUACACCCACCUGGAAGACACCUUCUCAAAACAGGUUAAGUCUCUAGCUGACUCCAUAGAUGACGCCCUCACCUGCCGCGCCGGCCGUGAUGAUUCCCAGGAGGGAAGCAGAGAGGGUAGAGGAAUCAGUGAAGACUUUGGGGAGUGUGUGUGGAGCAGCAGUAGCAACCCCUCUUCCCAGAGAGGUUUGGGGGAAAGAGCCAGGGGUCCUGGAGGAGGACUCAGUAUGCAUGGAGACAGUACGGCCACCUCCUACAGCGAUGUCACCCUUUAUAUGGAUGAUGGCAUACCCUCUUCUCCUCUGUCCCUUGACCGUGCACCCAGCAGCACGGAUACAGAAUACUGGGGCCCAAGCGGAGGUGUCGGAGGACGUGAGGACAGCAGGGACACUGAGGGAGGGGGUAGCAGUAACAGUAGGCGAAGUACCCCUUGUACAGAGUGUCGGGACUAUCGUCUGAGGGGCUCACACCUGCCUCUCCUCACUAUUGAGCCACCCAGUGACAGCUCAGUAGACAUGAGUGAUCGAUCGGACCGUGGCUCUCUGAGCAGACAGCUGGUCUAUGAGCAAGAGCCUGGGGUAGGAGCUGGCUCCCCUCAGGGAACACUCAAACAUUCUCCCAACAACAGCACACGUCCCUCGUCCACGGCAGCUGCCCAGGGUCAAACACGGGCUCCUGGGAGACCCAUACCCACACAUAUCCCGCACCAGGUGACAACACAUCAUCACCAUCACCACCACCCUAUCCACCACCAUCAGUAUCCUGACACGCCAUCAUCAUCUUCCUCCCCCCAGCAGCUCCCCACCACUCCUCUGUCCUCCUCUUCCUCCACUGCUUUGCCCCCUGGUGGCUUGGAACAGCCGUGCUGCUCCGAUGGAGACAAUGAUUCCCUCAACUCUACGACCAACUCCAAUGAGACAGUCAACUGCAGCUCAGGCUCCUCUUCUCAGGACAGUCUGCGGGAGCCUCUGCCUCCUCUGGGCAAGCAGACUUACCAGAGGGAGUGCCGCCAUAGCUGGGACUCCCCGCCUUUCAACAGCGAUGUGGUGCAGAGACGGCAAUACCGCAUAGGCCUGAACCUCUUCAAUAAGAAGCCAGAAAAGGGGAUCCAGUACCUGAUAGAGAGAGGCUUUGUAUCGGAUACUCCCGUUGGAAUUGCACGCUUCAUUUUGGAGAGGAAAGGACUAAGCAGGCAGAUGAUUGGAGAGUUCCUGGGAAACCGACAGAAACAAUUCAACAAGGAUAUUUUAGACUGUGUGGUGGAUGAGAUGGAUUUCUCGGGUAUGGACCUGGACGAUGCUCUGAGAAAGUUUCAAGCUCAGAUUAAAGUUCAAGGUGAAGCGCAAAAGGUGGAGAGGCUAAUUGAGGCUUUCAGUCAGAGGUACUGUGUGUGUAAUCCAACACUGGUUCGUCAGUUCCAGAACCCAGAUACCAUCUUCAUCUUGGCCUUUGCCAUAAUCCUUCUUAACACAGAUAUGUACAGUCCCAACGUCAAAGCAGAAAGAAAGAUGAAACUGGACGACUUCAUCAAGAAUUUGAGAGGUGUAGACAAUGGUCAGGAUAUACCUAGAGACCUGCUGGUUGGAAUCUACCAGCGCAUACAAAAAUGGGAGCUUCGGACCAAUGACGAUCACGUGUCCCAAGUGCAGGCGGUGGAGAGAGUGAUUGUGGGAAAGAAGCCUGUGCUGUCUCUUCCCCAUCGUAGGCUGGUGUGUUGUUGCCAGCUUUACGAGGUGCCUGAUCCUAACAGACCUCAGAGAACCGGAGUGCACCAGCGAGAGGUGUUCCUCUUUAAUGAUCUUCUCGUGGUGACCAAAAUUUUCCAGAAGAAGAAAACUUCAGUAACCUAUAGUUUCAGACAGUCUUUUCCUUUGGUUGAGAUGCAAGUUCACAUGUUCCAAAACUCAUACUACGCUCAUGGUAUCCGUCUGACCUCAGCCGUCCUGGGUGGAGAGAGGAAGGUUCUUAUUGUCUUCAUGGCUCCCAGUCAACAGGACCGCACCCGUUUUGUUAGCGACCUCAGGGAGAGCAUUGCUGAAGUGCAAGAGAUGGAGAAAUACAGAGUUGAAUCGGAGUUGGAGAAACAGAAAGGUGUGAUGAGGCCCAGUUUGCUAACUGGAGGCGUGGUUGGAGGAGGCAUCACCAUGAAGAGUGACGUUGUCAAUGGUACUCUGGGAAGGACAAGUUUUGAUGACAACUGCUCAAUGGGUGAGGGUCUCAAACGCACAGCUCUCAGCUCAUCUCUCAGGGACCUUUCAGAGACAGGGAAACGUGGUCGCAGGAACAGUGUUGGUUCCCUGGACAGUACUAUGGAAGGCUCCAUCAUUAGCAGCCCCCAGCCUCACCAGCGCUAUCCAGUGCCAGGUGUUGUCCCCGGCUGCUAUGGAUCUGAAGAAUUCCGGCCUCAUCGCCCCAUCCUGAGCCCCGGAACAGGGGUGGGGGGUGGGCCGGGGCAGCAACAUACCACUGCUGGGACAGGAGUUGGGGGAGUCUCCAGCAGUGUAGAGAGAGCAGGAGCGGGGAGUGGCUCUGGGGGGAGCAACAACAACAGCAGCUCCUUCCUGGGUUCCCUGUUCGGCAGCAAACGCACCAAGCCACCAGGGCCCCUCAUUCCACCGGGGCCACCCUACCCCGCGCCUGUCCCCCCGCCGACUACUGGAGGGCCCCCUCCUCACUCCCCUUCAUCUCUGUGUCAGCUGGACGGGGGGCCUUCCAAGAUUCAGGCACUGCACGCACAGUACUGUCACGCAGCCACCGUGCAGCCCCCACCACCUUACUAUCAUCACCAUCGCUACCACGUCCAAACCUGUCCUCCAACUUUGCAAGGCGUACCCAGUCUUACCAUACAGAGAGGCCCACUACCUUGUCGUCCACCGCUUGGCCCCCCGCUCAGUCAGCACCCUCAGCUGGCCCAUCUCUCCCAGCUUUCCCAGCAUGGUCUUCCGGGUCGCUACGCCAACAUGGUAGUGGGCUGUCCCCCCCCACUUUCUCCUCACUCCCAACACUCCCAGAACCCACAGUUCGCCCUGUACCACGCGCAGCCCACACACUCUGUCAGAGGGGGCGGCGGCCCUGGUACCAAACCUCCUUUAACGUUGUCUCAUUCUCACCCACACCCCCACGCACACUCCCAAACCCACCCUGGACACGUACACACACCGCACCCAGCCAGCCACUCCACCCACCAAACACACUUCAUAUUCGGCACACUGCCCCACAAUCUACCAUCCGCUACCGUCAAUGCGCAUCACGCAGCGCCCGCCGCCCCGUAUCUGCCCCAGUACCCUCCUCUCUCCUCCAUCCCCCCUCCCCCACCACACUCCCCUUUACCCCCCCCUUCGUCCCCCCUUACCCCUCUUACACCUCUCUCCCCUCUCCCCCCCCCAGCACCCAGGGCAGCCUCAGCAGGGGCCGCAGGUGACAGGGGCUGGAGCGACAGGUACAGGGGGCAGCUCCAAAUCCAAGCCUAUCAACCGGAUAAGUACCGUAGUGUGAGCAGGACAUGCAGCUCUAGGGGUCAAAGGUUAGAUGAUAGAGUGGAAGAAGUGGGCGGAGCCAGGGCUCGGACCAACGCUAUCAGGACGGAAAGUAACAGCAUCAACCCAAGUGACAAGAGGAAGCGCAGCUUACUUCGUCUGUGUUACUUCCACCUCCGUUUCCCACAUAUGUAGGUGGAGCCAGCAGGCACAUCUGGAGCUGAUGAGCACGCUCACACAUGCUACAAACAUGCACACAUUUGCACUUACACGUUUGUGCACACAAUGAGAAAAAAGUAUAUCUAUAGCCAUAUAAUUUAAGAUGAAACUAAAUCGAUAGCUAUAUAGCCUAAGUAUUGUUUGUUUGAAGUCUAGUUGAGUCUGUAUGAGACUAUUUACAUGUACAGUGCCAACAUGUGAUAAUGUGACACUGGAACAGCACAGAGCAUAUAUGUAGAUGCUUAAAUGGGGGUGUAAAUAAUGACUAAACUACCAAAUGAAUUCUAGCUGAGUUUGGCAUUAUUAGAAGUUACAGCAUAUAUAUAUAGGAGAAAAAAAGGUUCUUGACUUUGCAAUAACUAACUUGGCUUCACAAUGUCUCUGCCCAUUCUUGCAGAUUGCGCUUAGCUGACGGGCAUCUUUAUUUAUUUAUUAUUUUCUUUUCUGAAAGCACACUUCAGAUAUGUUGCUUCAUGUGAAAUUUUUAAAAUCUGUGCACGGUUUUCUGACAGUCUUUUUGCUCAACAGUCUUCUACUCGUCAGCAGGAGCCACCUGGCUUCAUAAUACAUUCCUCGUGGGUUAUAGGAAUUAAUGACACAAUCAAUAAUAUAUUUUGAAAUUCUGAAUGUUGCUGAAGCUUCUUGCUGUUUUUGUUGAUAUUAUACCUGCUAUGAUUAUGAAUAUUGUCCGACAAUUGUUUUGACCAGUGAUUUUAUCAGCAGAUGUUUGUACAUGGUUAUAGAGAGUGUAAGCACAUAGAAAUCCCCUCACUUGGCCAUAGCCACGUGAGUGUGAUAUGGCUUGUGAAAUGUGCCAUAGUUUCCCAUGGUACCUUCGUCCCGCGAUUUCCACUGAGCUCAUAUUAAAUGAUUGGUGUUAGUGAGUUUUGAUAAUAACGAAUGAGUUUUUAUUUAUGUUCAGUUUUAUUUAAAUACCAACACUAUUGAUCAUUUUCUGUUUAGUUUCA
Thalassophryne amazonica is the source of this 6848-nucleotide messenger RNA. Its product is annotated as IQ motif and SEC7 domain-containing protein 2-like. Lineage: Eukaryota; Metazoa; Chordata; Actinopteri; Batrachoidiformes; Batrachoididae. Gene Ontology annotation, molecular function: protein binding; guanyl-nucleotide exchange factor activity. The record is from RefSeq and is a predicted model, not a curated record. The transcript is spliced from 15 exons. Gene Ontology annotation, biological process: actin cytoskeleton organization; regulation of ARF protein signal transduction. The coding region runs from base 1015 to 5856 and encodes 1613 amino acids.